Strongylocentrotus purpuratus (purple sea urchin) is the source of this 7736-nucleotide messenger RNA. Its product is annotated as deleted in malignant brain tumors 1 protein. The transcript has 33 exons. Lineage: Eukaryota; Metazoa; Echinodermata; Echinoidea; Camarodonta; Strongylocentrotidae. Bases 1729 to 5829 code for a protein of 1366 amino acids. The record is from RefSeq and is a predicted model, not a curated record. Gene Ontology annotation, cellular component: membrane.
AGGAUAUUAGUGCGGCGGCGGGACUCGAACCGCGGACCUUGUGAUCUACAGUCCGGCGACGUAUCCACUCGACCAGUCAUUAUGGUUGGCAAGACGAAGCUACCACUCCUGAGCUUGCUUAUCCUUCCCAAUAUGGCAUUCUAGGGGUUAAUCUAAAGAGAAUGAGAAUGAGAAUGAUAUCAUGUGUGUGUGAAUAUAUAGACGCAUUGUACUUUAACAAUACAAUACCUAUUUAAGCAAAUAUUAUUUUUGAAUUGCAUGAAACGUUACUAUUUUGCAUAUCAUUCAUUUCCAACUGCGGUUUUAACUAUGUUAAGUGGAUGUUAUAAAUUACCGAUAAUGGCAUUUUCUCUUUACCUCCCAUUUAUAUGCACUGUAUUAAAAAGACGCAAAAGGUAAAGAAACAGUAUGAAUUGUCCAUUAUCUCAUGUACACAGUGCGUAUUAAAACAAUUAAUGCAAUUUAACUUAGGCUUUGACACAAGCUUGUCUCAAUCCACAUGAUAAACCUUAACUAUUUUAGACAGCCUACUAACUUCUUGUCUCAUGGUAUCUAAGUUCUGUCUGCUCAUUCGUCCACUGCGCCAUUUCAUACGCUUUAGAAGCAUAAUGUGUUCAUCUCAAAUAUCGAAUAAAGACUCAGUAGUUACUAAACCCAAUUGCAAGAAGAACACGUGAUGAACAUGUGAUGACAAAUAUAAAAAAAAAUUGACAGCGGAAUUUCAUAAAAAAGAAAACAUCAAAAAUAAAAUUUAUCCAUUUUUGUAUCACUCAAGGAUAAGGUUACAUUAAACAAGGGAAGCGAAUGAAGUCAGGAUUGUAAUCAUAACAAAGAGAAUAUCAUAAAUCGUGCCUGUACUAAGUAUUUCUUGAGUUUGAGUCGAUAUUAACCCCUUUUGCCAACUGCCUAAUACUAUAGUCAAUGAAAUAAAGGAGCCAAUUGUUUUUUAAUGAGAUAACACACACACACACAUAAUAGAUUUUGACCCACGUUCAUUGCUUCAGCCCAAAUUUGGUACAAGAACAUUUUUCAAUACUUUUAAAAAAGUCAUCCUUGGCAGGACAAUUAUGAAAAUGGUAUCAUUAGACAGGUUAUUAGUCCAUUUUUACAUUGAAAUGUAAUUUAAGGUACCAGACGUUAUAACUCAUCAAUCAGAGGCUACACAGAAAUGAGUAUACUUUUCUUCUUUACGCACUGUUCAUUAAGUAAACACAGACAUAGGUUAUACAAGCAAGCAUUAACUUCAAAUAUUAAUAGUUUACCUCUUUUAUCUCUUAUUCGUAUCGCCUCAUUCUCAACAUUGAACUUUCGAAAACAUUAUGAAUUGCAACUUAGCCACCCGAAAUGCUAAUACGUAUGUGAGAAAAUCAACUUCUGUUUCCAUCCUCGGGCUGAUAAGUCGGAACGGGGUAAAUGUUAUCUGCUUCUGAAUGUCAACAAAAACGUUUGCAAUCUAUGAUGGGCAUAAUCAUAAAGUAAUAUAAGUGUUUGCGUCAUAGCUUUUUUUUUAUUUCUCGAUUUGAAAGGCAAUUUAAUGCCAUAAUUAGUUCCUCCUUUCUUCAUUCAGCCAUUUUCUUCGGAAGCAGAAGGUGUUCAAGACGAUCAGCAGUAAAAUAUACUAUACCGAAAACAAAAAAAAUUCUCCAAGCAACUUGGCAUUUGCCGCAUAGUCGUUAUUAAACAGUCAGGUUUAUAAUCUCAUACCCAUUCCGGGGUCCUGUUUUAAGGAUGGCAAAUCUGAAAGAAUUCGUGUUAUCCUUUCUUUUUUGUCUUCUUUUACAAUGUGCUCCAUCUCUACAAGAUUGCUCGCGUCCCAAUCCCGGUUCGAACGUCAUAAUAGACCCGGAUCAAGCGAAUUACACACCUUGGACGUACGCACAGUUCUCAUGUCCUACCGGUUAUUUAGCUUCAAAUGGUGCGACCUAUUCUUACUGUUACUCGGGAUCACCCGACUACUGGUCCCCUGCGAUGUCGCAGGUUAUAUCCUGCACGAUAGAUACAAGUGUGACUACGCCUGAGACGGGUAACAUGACAGCGGAAUCGAUGGUAUUUGUAGCUGACAAUUCAAGAGGGGCAAUAUACAUGGCCGACUUUUCCAGCGACAGUCUCGACUCUUUAAACUUCGAUGCUCUGCCCUUCGGUUCCGUCUCUCAACCGAUAGGCGUCGAUUACGAUCCCGAUACUCGCAUGGUGUACUGGACCGAAACGUCAGGAUCCAUACGACGCGCGAAUAUCGAUGGCACUAUGCAAAGCGUGAUCGUCAAUAGCAGUAUUGUCGGCAGGUCAGAAAACCUAGCGUUGGAUACCAGUCGUGGUAAAGUCUUUUGGACCGAUGAAACCCUAGACCGAAUCAUGUCGGCUAAUCUUGACGGAUCCUCUCAGCAAAUUCUCAUCAAUACCGACUUAGAGAGUCCACGCGCAAUCAUCGUACACCAAGUAGAAGGAGUGAUGAUUUGGACGGACUGGAGUGCCCCAAGUCGAAUCGAGAGAGCAAAUCUAGAUGGCGGGGACAGAUACGUCAUUGUCAACUCUAGCAUCAUAUAUCCCAAUGGGUUGGCAUUAAACGCUGACGGUACACGGGUCUACUGGUGCGACGCUGGAACCGAUAAAAUCGAGUCCGUCGACCUCUGGGGCAACGACAGAAUGGUUCACCUGGCGACAUCGUCGAUUCAUCCUUACGACCUAGCAGUCGUCGACGACACUAUAAUAUGGACGGAUUGGAUUUAUGAUGCAAUUGGUGUAACUUCAACCAGCAAUGGCAGCGGUUACAGUUUCUACUACCACAGCACUUUCCAAAAUCCACAUGGCAUACAUGUGUAUCAAGAAGAAAUGCCAACAACGACGGAAGUUUACAACCCUACUACUUACCAAUCUGAACCGGAACCAACUACUCAAGAUAACUUGACACCUCAACCAACUUGGUGGUGGUGGAAUACCGAUCAACCAACUACUGAAGAUAACAGAACCCCUCAACCAACUCGGUGGUGGUGGAAUACUGAUCAACCAACUACUGAAGAUAACAGGACACCUCAACCAACUCGGUGGUGGUGGAAUACUGAUCAACCAACUACUGAAGAUAACGGGACACCUCGACCAACUUGGUGGUGGUGGAGUACUCAUCAACCAACGCCCGAUGGCCCUGAUCCUACAACAGGGUGGUGGGACACAACAGGAGAAAUGCCUUAUGCAGGUGAAGAGAAUGUGACUCUCGUUGUUGGGGUAACCCAGACCAUCUCGUCUCCAAACUAUCCUUCAUAUUACACUAACAACGUCCGCUAUAAUUGGUACAUCACGGCUCCUUCAGAUUAUGAAGUUCUUGUUCAGUUUCUGGAUUUCGACCUUGAAAACUAUUGGGAUUUUCUUACCAUCGGGAUUGGAGAAUCGCCAUCGUCUCCUGGAAGUGUUCAGCUGGCUCAGCUGUCAGGUUCUUCCCUUCCACCAGAUAUGAGAUUAGACGCCUCUAAAAGUUGGAUGCUGUUCACCACUGAUUCUUCAGUCACUAAAAGAGGAUUUCAGCUCCAACUGAGUCUUUUCAAUUCAACUACAGAACCAGUCACUGAUGAUCCCUGGGUGCCUCCAACAACAUUGUGGUGGAAUACUGAUCAACCAACUACUGAAGAUAACACGACACCUCCAUCAACUCGGUGGUGGUGGAAUACUGAUCAACCAACUACUGAAGAUAACAGGACACCUCAACCAACUUGGUGGUGGUGGAGUACUCAUCAACCAACCCCCGAUGGCCCUGAUCCUACAACGGCGGGAUGGUGGGACACAACAAGAGACCUACCUGUUACAGGAGGUGACUUCUGCCAAGGGUGCUGUAACUGUGGCAACAUGGGAGGGUGCUAUUGCGAUUCUGCCUGCCAGCAACUUGGUGACUGUUGUCAUGACUAUGUUCAAUUCUGCGGUAAUGCAUCAACGACUCCAGAUUACAAUACGCAUCAACCAACUACUGAAGAUAACAGGACACCUCGACCAACUUGGUGGUGGAGUACUAUUCAACCAACCCCCGAUGUCCCUGAUCCUACAACAACGGGGUGGUGGGACUCAACAACGGGGUGGUGGGACAUGCCUUUUGUAGGAGAAGAAAAUGUGACUCUCGUUGUUGGGAUUACCCAGACCAUGUCGUCUCCAAACUAUCCUUCAAAUUACCCGAACAACGUGCGCUAUCAUUGGUAUAUCACGGCUCCUUCAGGCUACGAUGUUCUUGUUCAGUUUAUGGCUUUCGAACUUGAAAGUGAUUAUGAUUAUCUUAGAAUCGGGAUUGGAGAAUCGCCAUUGUCUCCUGGAAGUGUUCAGCUGGCUAAGCUGUCAGGUUCUUCCCUUCCACCAGAUAUGAGAUUAGACGCCUCUAAAAGUUGGAUGCUGUUCACCACUGAUUCUUCAGUCACUGAAAGAGGAUUUCAGCUCCAACUGAGUCUUUCCAAUUCAAAUACAGAUUACACAACUAGCCUGAUGCCAACUGAAGCACCAAGCACUGUUCGUCUCGUGAAUGGUAAUGAAGCACACGAAGGAAGGGUAGAGGUAUAUCGUAGCGGAUCUUGGGGAACCGUCUGUGACGACUAUUGGGACAUAAAUGAUGCACGUGUGGUCUGCAGAAGUCUAGGCUAUCAGGAUGCCCUCAGUGCGCCAAUCCAGGCACGCUUCGGCCAGGGUAGUGGUCCUAUUUGGAUGGAUAACGUCAAUUGCUCGGGCAACGAGGUACACAUUUUCGACUGCCCGCAUAACGGUUUCGGCAAUCACAACUGCGUCCAUGGGGAAGAUGCCAGUGUUGUCUGCUUGCCUGAAGAUGCAGACCUGACUUGUGACAGCGUGUCGAUGACGCUCAUUAUGGACAGAACCCUUCUCGAGAUCAGCGACGACGCUCGCGAUGUCCAUUUCGAAGACGAGUCUUGUGUUGGAUACGACCACGACAGUCAGCAUGUUGCGAUCACCACCAUGUACGACAGAUGUGGUACUACGCAAAAGCAAGACGACGACUACAUAAUAUUUACCAACAUGGUAACGUUUUACAAGCCUCGCCCUGAAAAUGGAACUAAUGAGCUCAUUACCAGAGAACACUAUAUUCAUAUCCCUGUUACUUGCUAUCUGGAGAGGACACAAGUCUUGGAAGAGUCCUUCCUGCCUAAAGGUGAUCUUUAUGUUCCCGGAGAGAAAGGAUACGGUGAGUUCUCGCUGAACCUUGACCGGUAUACAAACUCAGGCUUCUACCAACCUGUCAACGAUUCCGGCGAAGUUAUGCUCGGCACACCGCUAUACUUCGGCGUCCGUCUGACGUCCGUCGCGAACCUAACGCUUCUCAUCGAGUCGUGCUGGGCAACGAGCUCGCCGGACCCACGAGACGAUCACCGCUAUGAUAUCAUCGAGAAUGGAUGUGCCGUGGACAGCACAGCAGUCAUCUACAAUUGGGCCUCUUCAACUUUCAAGAGAUUCAGUAUCGAUGCUUUUACCUUCAUUGGCGAUUACGACAAGGUUUACGUCCACUGCUCAAUCCUGAUAUGUGACAACAACGACUCGGGCUCCCGCUGCGCCCAGGGGUGCCUAGCACGAGCUCGUCGUAGUCUGCAGACCACAGGCUCCCGGUCCAAACCACACACCAUCACGAUCGGACCGCUAUCCGAUGCCCAGCGCUCCCAAAGGGCUAUGCUGAUUGAUGCCAUUGAUGACGGACCCGAAUCUCAUAACCCCCUGAUGAUCGUGGCUGUGAGCGCCCUCUGUGUUCUUAUUGCUCUUACUGUCAUCAUGGCGCUGAUGAUGGUGCGCAUGCGUCGUCGUCGACCCGAGCUGACUGGCUAUCGCAGAGUGGGCGUAACCGAGCAGGACUAUUAACGCAUGCAGAGAGAAAGAGAGGAAAAUAAGAAGACGAAGAAAUCGCUUUGAUUGGACUAAAAUUAGUAGUAUAAUUUACGACGUGACAAAGUCCUCUUUGCACGGAAUCAUUUUGAAUAUUCGUUGCUAUCCUCGAACUAGUGUUGAUGAAGACACCUCUGAAAUAGGGAAACCAUUGGAUUCAAGAUAAAUGCUAUGAUUUUAAUUAAUGCAGCCACUUAGUGAUAGAUAUCUUUAAUUGCAAUUUUAGAUGGUGUCAUGUGUUUUGUUUCAUUAGUUUGUUUGCGCAUAAAACUUUUGUAUGAUAGCCAAACCGAAAUAUAGAAUGGUACCUUUAGCUGGUAGUAGAAAGCCUUAAAAUGAAUGCAUAUAAACCUCUACGAGUAUGUCUUCUAUGCUUUCUCGUGUAUUUCUAAAAAGAUCUUCUCAACUUAGUUUUUUAUUUUGUUUUUCUUCUGUCAUUCAAUAUUUGUAAUGUUUAAAGGACAAGUCAACUCCAAAAUAAAUUUACUUUCAAUAGAUGCAGAAAAACAAGUAUCUAAAGUUGCGUGUUGUUCCAUUGUUCAUUUUAAUAAUAACAGAAUCUCUCUAAAUUGUUGCUCUUUAUCAUUGGAGAUGAACUUUUCAUUUGCUGUUUAGUUGUUGGUAUUAGCAAGGCGUAGGGAUACAAAUGUCACAAAUGGUUUGUUCUUGUUUUGUUUUGCUUCUUUUAAGUAAAGCUCGAUCGCAAAGACUUUCGAGAUCACGUUCAGAUUUAGUAAUAAUGUCAUUGGGAUGUUCGCACACUCUAAGGUGACGCUCAGGGCUAUUGAAAUCGCUCUAGGUUGAUUUCUCGAAAGUCCUUGAGCUCAUGUUGCAUGUAGAUCUUUCAGAUAUAUUGAAAUCGAAAAUAAAAUGAACAUUUUAUGAUACAUGUAAUGUAUUUUGAGAUUAUCAAUGAACAAAGAUGUCUUUCAUUCACCUAGUGAUCUAGUUUCUUAAACAUACUCUCAUCAUAACACUGGUUUUAACUUCAUUAUCAUUUUUAGUUAACAUCGAAAUAUACUUGUCGAAAAACCUUAAAUUUUAUUACUGUGCCUCCAGAAGCAGAGGUGGCAAUUUUAGCAUUAUAUUUUCGGCUAUCGAUCUGUUCAUCAUCUGUUAUUAUCUCCACACUUUUUCUUCGGCCGGUAUUUUUCAAUGUGACCUAACUUUUAGCCAUGAUUAUACAUUUAUCUACAGGAGUUGAACACGUACCUUAAUUUUUAGAUUGGCGAUCUCUUCAUCCCGUACUAUCGUUCAACCUGCAGUACGAUUGACGUAAAAAUAGCUAUCGUGCAAUAAUUCAUCAUUUAUAUCUAAGCCUAAAUGCAUGUAUUCGCUUUGUCAGACAUUAGAUAAUGUAUACGGAACGGAGAACUUUAUUAUCUGUGCUCCCUUCAUCAGGGGACAUCCAUUCUUUUACGAGUCAUAUUAGCGAUCGAUUCGUUAAGAGUUGAAUCCACUCCGAAUUAUAGAGGAAUCCACUCGAAUGUAAUGGUUUGGAGUAAUCCGUUGAGAGUCAUGUCAACUACUCUGGUUGGGGAUUUCAACUCUUGUAUCGAGAGAGUUAGUUAAGUCAUGAUUGAUUUAGUCCCCUUUCAAAAACGAAACCUUCAUGUUGAGAGUUUUUUUCUUCGUUCGGGUGGCUCAAUUUUCUGAUAUUAAUUCACUUAUUGCAUAUAAUUCUUUUAAUAUAUAGUGCAUAUUGCAUAAAUAAAUGUGCGUAUUACUUUACAUUCCUUACCUGAUUUCUAAGCAUCAUAUUUACUUUAAACUAUUACUACUGCUAGCCAAGUAUAACACAAACCUUUUCCACCUUACUUCAAUUUUUCCUCUCAAAAUAUGUAACCAGGUGCAGUUAUUUGCAAAUUAAAUAAUGAACCGCA